Messenger RNA from Rhinolophus ferrumequinum (greater horseshoe bat), 2884 nucleotides. RefSeq names its product G-protein coupled receptor-associated sorting protein 2-like. Lineage: Eukaryota; Metazoa; Chordata; Mammalia; Chiroptera; Rhinolophidae. The record is from RefSeq and is a predicted model, not a curated record.
AUCUCUGGCGGUGUUGUAAUUGCUGCUGACCACCACCCUCCAUAGGUCUGCACCGCCUGGGAACCAUCCAUCCUCCCCCUGCUUGGUUGUGCCUCUUUUGCACUCUGUCUGUGAUAUUGGCUGAGGCUGGUCUUGGGCAGGAGGCUGGCUGACUGCUGGACUGGUGAUUGACUCUGAGUCAUAUUUCCAACUCUAUUGCCUGAAUGACUGAAAGAUCAGAGUAUGAAGAUACAGAACUGUGACAGAUAUGUGGUAGAGGCGGGGACUGUGUUAACUGGUAUUUAACUGCAUCGUCUCUGUAACUGGUACAAUGACUGGGGCUGAGAUUGAGCCUGGUGCCCAGGCCAAGCCUGAAAAGAAGGCUGGAGAAGAGGUUGGGGGUGGGGAUGAGAGAGAGAACGAAGUCCCACUGGUGGUCAGACCCAAGGUUAGGACACAGGCCCAAGUAAUACCUGGGGCAAGGCCCAAAACUGCAUCCAAAGCCAUGAAUGGGGCCAGGCCCAAAACAGAGUCCAAGGCCAUGAAUGGGGUAAGGCCCAAAACUGAGUCCCAGGCAAUGGCUGGGGCAAGGCCUAGAAGUGAAGCCCAGACAAUGUCUGGGGCAAGGCCCAAAACCGAGACCGGGGCAGUAGGUAGGGCAUGUCCUAAAACUGAGGGCAAGGCAAUCCCUGGGGCAAGGCCCAAGUAUGAAGCCCAGGCUUGGGCCCAGACUGAGUUUGGGGCUAAGGCAAUGUCCCAAAAAGAGGGCGUACCCCAGACCAAUGCAGUAGCCUGGCCACUGCUCAGUAGUGAGUGUGGCUCAGGUGCUACACCUGUGGCCCUGUCUGUAGAUAGGGAACUGCUCAGGGUGGACACUGAGGCCUUUCUUGGCUCCCAGGGUCAGACGGGAAUCCAACCCUGGUUUGGAUCAGGGGAGGAAACUAAUACCGGGUCUUGGUGCUAUCCCAGGCCCAGGGCCAGAGCGGAGGGCUCUAAUGAAUCUGGAUUCUGGUCAGCAGAUGAGAUCUCUACGAUGUCUUCCUUCUGGGCUGGAGAAGAGGCCAGUAUCAGAUCACGGCCCAGAGAAGAGGCCAAUACCAGGUCCAGGCACAGGACUAAACAUCAGCCUAACCUCAGGUCUAGGCCCAGAUCCAAGCCAGAUCCCUAUAUUGAUUCCUGGUCUGGGUCUGAGGAGGAGUCUGGCAAUCCAUUCUGCUUGUGUCCUAGAGGAAAUACCAACACCUCAUUCAGGCCCAGAGUCAGAGAUGAGUCUGAAGAUGAGUACUUUAAGGAGUCCUGGUUUGUGCCUGGAGAACAGGCCAAUAGUAGAUUCAGGCCUAGAGACAAGGAAGAGCCCAGUACCGUCCUGAAGCCCAGGGCCCAGAAAGAUGUUGAUAACAGUGAUAGGGUCAAACAGGAGCCCAGGUUUGAGGAGGAAGUCAUCAUUGGGUCCUGGUUCUGGGCAGAGAAAGAGGCCGGUAUGGAGGCCGGGGCUUCUGCCAUCUGUGAGUCCACGCCAGGGGCUGAGGAGGGGGCCAUCGGUGGAUCCUCAUUUGAGACUGAGGAAGAGUUCAGUUUGGGGGCUGUGGCCAGAGAAGAGACCAGGCCAGAGUCUGAAGAAGAGGCCAUAUUUGGAUCCUGGUUCUGGGACAGGGAUGAGGCCUGCUUUGACCUAAAUCCCAAUCCGGUGUACAAGGCUAGUCCCAGGUUCCACGAUUCAGCUGAGGAAAUUAAUACAUCAUCCAGGCCCCAAACUUGGGAAGAGGUCACUGUUGAGUUCAAACCUGGUCCUUGUUAUUUCGUUGGUUUCCCAUCCCUAAGCCCCUUUAGAAUUCCUGAAGAAGCAGCAGCAGCUGAUUUCGCUGAACUGUCUGAGGGAAAGCCCCAGAAUGCAGAACGUACCCCAGAAGGGGAAGAGCAGGAAUCUGUACUUCAGCGCAAUCAGGCUGAUCCUGAAUUCCCAUUUCAGUAUGAACCAUCCUACAGGUCAGUCAGGGAAAUUCGGGAGCACCUUAGGACCAGGGAGAGUGCAGAGCCUGAGAGUUGGUCCUGCAGCUGCAUCCAAUGUGAACUUAAAAUUGGUUCUGGAGAGUUUGAAGAACUCCUUCUGUUAAUGGACAAAAUCCGAGAUCCAUUUAUUCAGGAAAUAUCUAAAAUGGGUAUGAGAAGUGAUUCUCAAUUUUCCCGAGAUUAUUCGGGUGUCGUCUCACUUAUUAAAACCUUGCUCAACUAUCCCUCCUCCCGAGCUAGGACACAGUUUUUGGAAAAUGUAAUCUCAGCUCCACCAUGUCCAAAUCUAAACACGAUUGAGAUACAUGUAUGUCAAGUGUGUGAGGAAACCCUUGCACAAACCGUGGAUUCCCCCGAGCAGCUGCUUGGAUUAAGGCUGCUUAGAUCCCUCACUACAACUACUGACUCUCACACACUGGUUGCCAAUUUUAUGUCUGGGUUUCUCUCCCUGUUAGUGACAGGCGAUGCAACAACAAAGUUUCACGUUCUGAGAAUGCUGUUGAAUUUGUCUGAAAAUGCUGUGGUGGCCAAAAAACUAUUCAGUGCCAAAGCUCUAUCGAUAUUUGUGGGUCUUUUUUUUUUUUUUAACAUACUAGAAGAGUCAAACGAUAACAUUCAAAUUGUUAUUAAAAUGUUUUGGAAUAUCAGUAAUAUUAUAAGGAAUGGAACAAUGGCCUUAAUUGAUGAUGAUUUCAGUCUUGAGCCACUUAUUGCUGCAUUCCAUUAAUUUGAGAACUUAGCCAAGGACCUACAAACCCAGAUAGACAAUCAACAUGAUCCUGAUCCUGAGGGGGGACAAGAAAGCUAAUAUGAUUAACCACCUGCCUCUGAUCGGCCUGAUGUUCCCAAAGAGCCCUGAGUAGUGGCUUUCGUUUUCACAGCCUGGUUUUAUGUC